CGGCGACGCGGGUCCCCCCGCCGCUGCCAUGCAUGACGCCUUCGAGCCGGUGCCGAUCCUGGAGAAGCUGCCGCUGCAGAUCGACUGUCUGGCGGCCUGGGAGGAAUGGCUUCUUGUGGGAACCAAGCAAGGUCAUCUCCUCCUCUACAGGAUUUGGAAGGAUGUUGGUUGCAACAGAUUCGAAGUAACUCUAGAAAAAUCCAACAAGAACUUCUCCAAAAAGAUUCAGCAGAUUCACGUGGUUUCCCAGUUUAAGAUUCUGGUCAGUUUGUUAGAAAAUAACAUUUACGUUCACGACUUGUUGACAUUUCAACAAAUCACUACUGUUUCAAAGGCAAAGGGGGCAUCUCUGUUUACCUGUGACCUCCAGCACACUGAAACAGGUGAAGAGGUGCUGCGGAUGUGUGUGGCUGUGAAGAAGAAACUCCAGCUGUAUUUCUGGAAGGACAGAGAGUUUUAUGAAUUGCAGGGGGACUUUAGUGUACCAGAUGUGCCCAAGUCCAUGGCAUGGUGUAAAAAUUCCAUUUGUGUGGGUUUCAAGAGAGACUACUAUCUAAUAAGGGUGGAUGGAAAAGGGUCCACCAAAGAACUCUUUCCAACAGGGAAACAACUGGAGCCCUUGGUGGCACCUCUGGCAGAUGGAAAAGUAGCUGUUGGUCAGGACGAUCUCACCGUGGUCCUGAAUGAGGAGGGCAACUGUACACAGAAAUGUGCCCUGAAUUGGACAGAUAUACCAAUCUCCAUGGAGCACCAGCCUCCAUAUAUCAUCGCGGUGUUGCCUCGGUAUGUGGAGAUUCGGACAUUUGAGCCCCGCCUGCUGGUGCAGAGCAUUGAGUUACAGAGACCCCGCUUCAUUACCUCAGGAGGUUCAGACAUCGUCUAUGUGGCCAGCAAUCAUUUCGUCUGGCGGCUCAUCCCUGUCUCUAUAGCAACCCAAAUCCAGCAACUUCUUCAGGACAAGCAGUUUGAACUGGCCCUGCAGUUGGCGGAAAUGAAAGAUGAUUCUGACAGUGAGAAGUGCCAGCAGAUCCAUCACAUUAAGAACCUGUUUGCUUUUAACCUCUUCUGUCAGAAACGUUUCGAUGAGUCCAUGCAAGUUUUUGCAAAACUUGGCACAGAUCCUACCCAUGUGAUGGGUUUGUAUCCUGAUUUGCUGCCCACUGAGUAUAGGAAGCAGCUGCAGUAUCCCAACCCAUUGCCAGUGCUCUCUGGAGCUGAACUGGAAAAGGCUCAUUUGGCUCUAAUUGACUACCUGACUCAGAAAAGAAACCAGCUGGUGAAGAAGCUCAAUGACUCUGAUCAUCAGUCAAGCACCUCCCCCCUCAUGGAAGGCACCCCCACGAUCAAGUCCAAGAAGAAACUCCUGCAGAUCAUAGAUACGACGCUGCUGAAGUGCUACCUCCAGACCAACAUGGCCCUGGUGGCUCCAUUGCUGCGUCUGGAGAACAAUCAUUGCCACAUUGAAGAAAGUGAGCACGUGUUGAAGAAGGCUCAUAAGUACAGUGAGCUGAUCAUCCUUUACGAGAAGAAGGGGCUUCAUGAGAAAGCUCUGCAGGUACUGGUGGACCAGUCUAAGAAAGCUAAUUCCCCCCUGAAAGGCCAUGAGAGGACAGUGCAGUAUCUUCAGCAUCUGGGCACAGAGAAUUUGCAUUUGGUGUUCUCCUACUCUAUCUGGGUGCUGAGAGACUUCCCAGAAGAUGGGCUGAAAAUAUUUACUGAAGAUCUCCCUGAGGUGGAGGCUCUACCACGGGACCGUGUGCUGAACUUCUUAAUAGAAAACUUUAAGGGCCUAGCUAUUCCCUAUUUGGAACAUAUCAUCCAUACCUGGGAAGAGACGGGUUCUGAGUUCCACAACUGCCUUAUCCAGCUGUACUGUGAGAAGGUCCAAGGCCUGAUGAAGGAAUACCUCAGCUCCUUCCCUACAGAUAAAACUCCAGUCCCUGCUGGUGAUGAAGAGGGCGAGCUGGGAGAAUACCGGCGGAAGCUCCUCAUGUUCCUGGAGAUCUCUAACUGCUAUGAUCCAAGUCAGCUCAUCUGUGACUUCCCUUUUGAUGGUCUUCUAGAGGAAAGAGCUCUCCUUUUGGGGCGAAUGGGGAAACAUGAACAAGCCCUCUUCAUUUAUGUCCACAUUCUGAAGGAUACAAAGAUGGCUGAAGAGUACUGCCAUAAACACUAUGACCGAAACAAAGAUGGCAACAAAGAUGUGUAUCUGUCCCUGCUUCGGAUGUAUCUGUCCCCACCUAGUGUUCACUGCCUGGGGCCAAUCAAGAUGGAGCUGCUGGAGCCCCAAGCUAAUCUCCAGGCUGCUCUGCAGGUUUUGGAAUUACACCACAGCAAGCUGGACACCACCAAGGCCAUCAACCUUCUUCCUGCCAACACUCAGAUUAAUGAGAUACGCAUCUUUCUGGAAAAAGUCCUGGAGGAAAACGCUCAAAAGAAACGUUUUAAUCAAGUCCUCAAAAACCUUCUUCAGGCGGAGUUCCUGAGGGUCCAAGAGGAGCGCAUUUUCCACCAGCAAGUGAAGUGUAUCAUCACAGAGGAGAAGUUGUGCAUGGUGUGUAAGAAGAAGAUAGGGAACAGCGCAUUUGCCAGAUAUCCCAAUGGAGUGGUUGUGCACUACUUCUGUUCCAAAGAGGUCAACCCGACUGAUACCUGAACUGGAGCUGUGCUCUGAGGUCAGCAGACUACAAUUCCUGCCUUUCCCAGAAGGACAGAAGGAGUGAAAGCUCCUUAGGAAACAAGAUUGCCUCCAGGAGGAGUCUUCAUUUGGACACUACUCGGUACCUUACAGCCUGGAGCAUCUCUGGACUAACUCUACUCCCAACCCCGACAACAACAAUGUUGGCUUUUUAAGAGGAAAAAAAUGACUUGUACGGUUAAGUUGCUGGCAACUUCACAAAAUCUCUUUGAUACUUAGGAUGUGAAGUAGAUGCAUCCUCCAGUGUUUGCAUUAUUAUGCACUAAGAAAACUUGUUUUGAGCAUUUGUAACUGAAGGGGAAUUUUUCCAUUAAGAACCUUUUUUAUAAAGGUAAAUACAUGUCUUCAAGGACUUGGAGGCCAGACUAACUGGAGAGUCCAGUGAAAAGAGAAAAUUCUAGGAGCUGUGCCAUCUGUGUAGACAGAGCAGCUAGCUUUCUAUUUAAGGAUGUUUGUUUUUUUCCCUGUCUGGUUUUGGUGCUAGACACUCCCAAGACAUUUUCCUCUCUACUCCCUCCCUUUUAUCUUUGUCUCACUUUCAUUUGGUUACUUUUUCCUUCUCACUUUUUCCCCACAAUUCCUGAGGUCAGAAAUGACUAGUAUUUGGCACUGUUAUGUUUGACAUGCAAGGGGUUAAUUCUCCAGAAUUUUUGUAUCACCUCUGCAGGUGUUAAGGGGGUCUUAGGUGGGAGAUGUAAAUAUGUCCUAUUUGUACUGCACAAUCAAUCACUCCUUCCUUCAUGAACGGGAAACCAGGAGGGCAUUACCUUUCUAGGAAAGGCAUCCUACAUCCACCGUCUGUCCAAGUGGAGAGUGUGGGUCCAAGUUAUGACAUCAUAACAAGUUAUGCCAAGUUAUGAUGUCAUAAAGACUGGACCGGCUUCUGAGUGCUUGGUGUGAGAUCAUAUUCACACACCCCUGCAGUGUUGGCUACUCCCAGGCUCAUUCACCAGUAGCAAAGUUAAGUUAGUUUAAUAUUUGUUCAUGAUGCUAUGCCUUGUUUCAGGUACCUCCUCGCUCUGCUACUGGCUAGUUCCUGCUUGCAUGCCAUGAAGAAUAAGCCUGAUUAUUAGUCUGCUGGUGUUUUGAGGGAGCUGGUGGAUUGGGUUGCAGUAUUGUAGGUGGCUGGGUCUUUGAGAAGUUUGGAGAAAAGAUGCAGUUAAGAGCUCAAGUAUAUUUGUGAUCAUAUUCAGGGAGGAUGGGAGAAAAAGGCAGUAGCGCAAAUGGGCUUUUAAAGUACAUCCUUCACCCCACCCCCAGCCCCAACCCCUGUAUUGUUUCCCCCAAGGUCCUUUAAAGCACUGGUUAGGUUGUAUUCUUGCCACCCACAGGAUUACUUGUGGUUUCAUGGAGUACAAUUUGCAGCAUCUCUCAUUUUAAAAAGGAUUAGGACCUACUAUCUCUGCACCCUCAAUAGACAGGCCGAGGACAUGAAGGACAAAGAAUCCUGCAUCCUGACAUUAAUGGGGAUUCUGUACACUUGACCACUUCAGUUUUGUUGCCCUGGUACCUUUAGUGGGUGGUUGGAAGCAGGGCUGAGUGAUGGAGCAGUGGAUCCCUUUCUCCUCAUUCGAGGAAGCAGUCAUAGUGGCCAACUCUGUUUCCCUUAUGAUAUAAUGAAUUUUCACUGUGGCGUUUUGGCAUCUCUUUCCCUGUGCUGUCAGCAUUGCCUUCAGGCUUGUGGGGGUCUAUAGACUCUGCUGCUAAGGGAGACUAGUUAUGAACUGAAGGAGUCCUAGUCCUCCACGUGGACCUGUGUGUACUAUCUGAAGAUAUAUUGUUAGCUCCCAGCUCAGCUGUAACAUUUUGGCUAAUUAUUGACAGCGGUGAUGGAGACAACUGGGAAUAGGUCAGUGAGAAUGAGGCGUCUUUCGGGAGAGCUGUGAAGCAAGUAAGCAGGAAGAGACAGGGCCAGUUACCAGUUUGUCCAUAUGUGCAUAGCAGCAAAGGAGAGACUGGGACCGAGCUGCUGAGAAGGUAGCUUGGAGGUGGGUAACAGGCCUCUCCUCAGCUUUCCUGCUGAAGCCCUCCUAAAGCACAUGCUGCACUGGCCUAACACCUUCUGUCUCUGGUUUCAUUUACUGUGAGCCAGAUUUGUUCAAAGCAAUAGAAUAAAGAUUAUGUGUGGUCUUACAUGUAGCAAGCUGCCGCUUUGUCAAUUCCAUCCCUCUUACUUUAGCCAUCUUUGGGCCAUACUCCUACCUAGCACCUACUUUUGGCAGAAGUCUACCCAACAUGAGGUUUGACCUGCUGUAUUUAUCUUAGUUGUGUGUGAAAUUGUCACAGCUACUAAGUGAGGUGUGGGAAAGGCAGUGGGGGAAUCAUAGCUUUAUGGGGUGAGCUGGUGACAACGAUCUCUUGUUCCCUUCAAUAAUGAUAAUAAAAUUUAACGAACCUUUC
Molecule: messenger RNA, 5098 nt
Organism: Vombatus ursinus (common wombat)
Lineage: Eukaryota; Metazoa; Chordata; Mammalia; Diprotodontia; Vombatidae
Gene: VPS39
Product: VPS39, HOPS complex subunit
Exons: 25
Coding region: 29-2656 (875 amino acids)
Biological process (GO): intracellular protein transport; endosomal vesicle fusion; vesicle-mediated transport
Cellular component (GO): membrane; cytoplasm
Molecular function (GO): protein binding
Source: RefSeq, a predicted model, not a curated record